GCGCCGCGCACACACAGGCAAACAAACAUAUGGCUGGCUCGGGCAGUCGGUGCGGGCGUGUUCAGAAUCCCCCUCGCAGGUGCAUGUUUCAGAGAUGAGCUGAAGUCGCAAAAAUACGGCCGAGUGGAUUUCACACAGCCGGUUCCACCGGCUGAUUUGGUGGGAAACUUCUCGGCGGAUUUACGCUCGACUCGGUGACCAUCGGCAGCACUUUGUCGGGAACCAAAAAGACAGGAGGACUCGUUAAACGCGCAGGACCACAUCUGGGGAAAAUAUUUAAGCCAGUAAAUGCACCUCUGAUCUCAAACGAGCUUUUUUUUUUUUCUCUCCCCUCCUGCAAGCCGAUAACCAGGAGCGACGGCGCGAGUGAUCCCACGCACCAGAGGUUUCCACCAUGAACCAAACCGCAGGAGCCACGAAUGCGUAUCGCAGAUGCUCCAAGGGAGGAAAGGAGCUGGUGGGCAGUAACCCUCCGCAGAGGAACUGGAAGGGAAUAGCGAUCGCCCUUCUUGUCAUUCUGGUCAUCUGUUCGCUGAUCGUCACCUCCGUCAUCCUGUUGACACCAGGUGAAGAUGACCGUCUGGCUCUUAAGGGCAAGGUGACUGUUGGAGACCUCUUCAGGAAAGACUUCAAGGUUCAUGACCCCAACGCCAAAUGGAUAAGCAGUAAUGAGCUAUUGUACCGUAGUCGUGAUGGCGAUGUCGUCAAGUUCAACGUUGAUGCUGAUGAAAAGACCAUCUUGGUUCAUAACAAGAAGUUUGAAAUGUAUAAAGCCAGCAAGUAUGAGGUGUCUCCUGACAUGAAGCAUGUGCUCCUGGCCUACAACGUUGCACCGGUGUACCAGUAUUCCUACACAGCCUUCUACAUCAUCUGCAGCCUGGAGACUCCGGAGACGUGGAACCUGAACCCCCCCGAGGUGCGAAAUGCUCAGCUGCAGUACGCGGGCUGGGGACCCCAGGGUCAGCAACUGAUCUUCAUUUUUGAGAACAACAUCUACUAUCGCUCUACAGUGGAGAGCCGCUCCAUCCGUCUGGUGUCCACCGGCAAGGAGGGCGUCAUCUUCAACGGGCUCAGUGAUUGGCUCUAUGAAGAGGAGAUUUUCCGGUCCCACGUUGCCCAUUGGUGGUCUCCGGAUGGCGCGAGGUUAGCAUAUGCCACGAUCAACGACACCCUGGUGCCCAGGAUGGAACUGCCCAUGUUCACGGGCACGCCUUACCCAAUGGGGAAAGAGUACCACUACCCUAAGGCCGGUGAGGAGAACCCAGUCAUCACUCUGUACGUCGUGAACCUCAACGGCCCCCUUCACACCAUCGAGAUGAGAAGACCCGACGACCCCAGGAUAGGUGAAUACUACGUGACCAUGGUGAAAUGGGCCACCACCACCAAACUGGCCAUCAACUGGCUGAACAGAGCCCAGAACAUCUCUAUACUCACCCUGUGCGAGGCCACGACGGGAGUCUGCACUAAGAAACACGAGGAUGAAAGUGAAGGAUGGCUGCACAGACAGAAUGAGCGGCCUCUGUUUUCCAAAGAUGGGCUCAAGCUGUUCUUCACUCGGGCCAUCCCUCAAGGAGGCAGGGGCAAGUUCUUCCACAUCUCCAUGUCCAUCUCCCAGCCCAACACCAGCACGGACACGCUGCAGUCCAUCACCUCUGGAGACUGGGAUGUCACCCAAGUCCUGGCCUACAAUGAGGACAGCCAGCUGAUCUACUUCUUGAGCACCGAGGACGGUCCGAAGCGGAGGCAUCUGUACAGUGCGGACACGUUUGGUUCGUUCAACCGUCGCUGCCUGUCCUGCGCCUUGUCCGACAGCUGCGGCUACAUAAGAGGCUCCUUCAGCCACAACAUGAGUUAUUUCCUGCUCAAAUGCCAAGGCCCAGACAUCCCGUUUGUGGCCGUUUACAAGACACAGCGAGACCUCGAAAGCGAGACCCAAGACCGAGAAAGUAUUGCAGAAGUGUAUAAACUGGAGAGCAACGAGAACCUGAGGCUGACCCUGGACUCCAUGCAGAUGCCCACAGCGGAGUACAAGGAGAUCAGCAUGGAUGACUACACCUUGUCGAUGCAGAUCCUCAAACCCGCAGGCUUCCUCGACACUUCGCACUACCCGCUGCUCCUGGUCGUCGAUGGGACACCUGGUGGUCAGAUGGUGUCGGAGCAGUUUCACGUGGACUGGGCCACGGUGCUGGUGAGCAGCUUCGGCGCCAUCGUGGUGCGCUGCGACGGCCGAGGCAGCGGCUUCCAGGGCACCAACCUGCUGCACCGGAUCCAGAAGAAACUGGGCGUGUUCGAGGAACAGGAUCAGAAGGAUGCACUCAAUUUUAUUCUGAAAGAGCCCUACGUCGACAAAACCAGAGUUGGAGCUUUUGGACAGGUCUAUGGCGGCUACGUGACCAGCUUGUUGGUCAGCGGCGAGGAGUCCCCUAUAAAAUGCGGCGCUGUCCUGUCACCCAUCACCGACUUUGAAUUAUACGCCUCUGCAUUUUCAGAGAGAUAUCUUGGACUGCCAAAGCCUGAUCCGAGGGCGUACACAAUGGCAAAUUUGGCACACAGAGCAUCCCAGUUUAUGGACAAGAAGUUUCUUAUUAUCCAUCCAACAGCUGAUGAAAAAGUUCACUUCCAACAUACAGCGAAAUUCAUCGCGCAGCUCAUCAAUGAAAAGGCCAACUACACCUUACAGAUCUACCCGGAUGAGGGCCACUUCGCUCACAGCGACGCGACAAGGCAGCACCUCAGUCAGUCCCUGGUGAACUUCUUCGAGGAGUGCUUCAGGCUACCGGAGAGAGUGUUUGAGGAGGCCCUGGAAGAAGAGAGCGAGGACGAGGGUUAGCUUGGCCCUGUAGGGCUCUGCCUGCGCCCCGAAUCCUCCCCACCCCUACAGUCAUCUACCACAACACUGCCAUCCAAUAGUCCACAAUAUGCAACUCUCAUCCGCUCUCUCCAUUUGUUUUGGUUUGCAUUUGGACUCCCUCCGUGUCCGCAUGCUGACCCUGAGACUGCCCUCCAAGCAGACGACGGAUCUGCUCCCCCGUCCAUCCUCUGCCCCUGAGUUUGAAUCCAAAAGGCCCUCCAGAGAGCCAACAAAUACUGAUGACCUGACACGAUGUUUUUGGAAUAUACUGAUCGGUCUAAGCAGGUUGCAGUCGCCCUUCGCCGCAGGAUGGACCAGCUCUCACACAGACUAUCAAGCUGUGAGGAGAAGGAACACCUUAUAGCACAUAACUCGUGGGCUUGUGUAUCAGUGAAAAUCAGACGCCUGGUGAAAAAACGCUGGUUGGCAGUGUUUCCAAAGGAUGUCUGGAAUUGUGUGGAUACAGGAAAUGUUCCUAUUUUUAAAGUUGUGAAGAACUUUCCAUGUUGGACUGUGGUUGUGUCUUGUUUGUUCUUACAGUAUGUAAAAUAGCACACAAACAUUCACCCAGCUAUUACAGAUAUUUCUUUUGGUAUUCAUGUUUGCCCUGUUUUUGGUGUCAUCACGUAGCCUCAUGUAUUUCAGUGAUGCUGACAGAAUUUUCUAGCUGGAAAAAAAAAAAAAAAAAGCCAUGGGUUUAUUAAUGUUCAUUUUAUUGUGAUGCUCUGGUUUUAGCACAGUCUUCAAAGACAGAAGCAUUAAUUUGUUUUAGUCUGUGCCUUACUUUGUCCGAAAACAUCCUGCUGUGGGACUGCAUUUACGAACAAGUCUAAUUUUAUAGGAAUAUACUUAUACGCAAAUUGGUACCGCCCUCAUAUCUGUCCGAUAAAUAGGAAGCUACGGCCACCAGCCAAAUAGUUCCUCUGAUGCUUACUAUUAGCAUGAUAAACUUGUUUAUUCCAUAAACCAAAUUGUUAAAAAAAAAAAUAAUAAUAAUAAAAAAUGCAAGUUCUGGUUUAAUACGGGGUUAUGACCUCUACGUCCUGUGGUUGCCAGAGCUGCUAGUAGACAGAUUAUCUUCCGUCCUGAACAGAGCCAGGCUAGCUGGUUUUCACCCGCUUUCCGGGCUUUAUGCUAAGAUAAGCUAAUCCUCUCCUGGCUGUAAUUGAAUUUUCAACAGACGGUGUCAGUCUUUUCACCUAAUGCUCGACCAGUAAAGUGAGUAAGCAUAUUUCCCACUAAGUUAAAAGCGCUAGCUUCAACAGCUGACACUCGAUUCGGAAACCGUGAAGGGACUUUGAAGUUUCACAGAAAAAAAAACAAAAAAAACAAAAAACAAAAUGACCAUUCUCCAGAACUAGGUCCAAUGCCAUCUUUACACAAAGCUAAAAUGUACAGUGUCUGCAUGCAUCAUUGCUUUUAAGAUGUUUAAGAACGGUAGGUGAAGAAAAUGUAUAACCAGUGCAGACACCACAGUGUUAUUCAAAGUGCUGUGUCGUUCUUGGGCUUAAAUCAGCGAAAUACAUUGUACAAGCCUGAAGGCAGGAAGCCAUCAGGAGUAGCGUUACAUCCCGAGAAAUUAUGCAUUUGGAUAUAAGGGAAAACGUGGUGUUAGCUUCAGAGUCCAAGUCGUGCAAAUAUAUAACACAAAAUGAUGAAUUCCAGAGGCAAAAGUUUAGUUUUCCAUGUUUCUAUUUUAUUUGAAUGGCCAUUUGUCUUACGUUUUAGUGCAUGUUAAGAAGUUAUUUGCAGCACUAUCCCUGAUCAGUUCCACAUGGUAAUUUUGACAUCUUGAAUGUUCCUUACUGGAUUACAUAAAUUACAUUUCCAGUAGUAUUGUGAUUGAGAACCCAGUUUCGUCAGCUUGAUGUGUAAAUGUUAUUCAAAUAUAAUUUUAUUCUAAAAAGAAAAAAGAAACAAUAUUACCUGAGUGUUAUUUGUGCAUAAAGCAUUUUGGAAGUUACAUUUGACUAUUCAUUCUGUUCUCCUGUUGCUGUCCUUGAACUGAGUUGAAAGUGGACUUUAUAAAUGCCAAUGGCAACACUGAACUUUCUUGCCAGUGGUUGAGGACUUUUUCAAGACGCUCAACUUUGUUAUCCAAAGCAUAGACGGAAAUUAAUGGC
Messenger RNA from Xiphias gladius (swordfish), 4974 nucleotides. Its product is annotated as dipeptidyl aminopeptidase-like protein 6. The record is from RefSeq and is a predicted model, not a curated record. Gene Ontology annotation, molecular function: serine-type peptidase activity; dipeptidyl-peptidase activity. The transcript has 27 exons. Lineage: Eukaryota; Metazoa; Chordata; Actinopteri; Istiophoriformes; Xiphiidae. Gene Ontology annotation, biological process: proteolysis. Bases 395 to 2830 code for a protein of 811 amino acids.